Hansenula ciferrii is the source of this 3201-nucleotide messenger RNA. RefSeq names its product ATP-dependent RNA helicase MTR4 (gene MTR4). The transcript has a single exon. The coding region runs from base 1 to 3201 and encodes 1066 amino acids. Gene Ontology annotation, biological process: RNA catabolic process; maturation of 5.8S rRNA. Gene Ontology annotation, molecular function: RNA helicase activity; ATP binding; RNA binding. Gene Ontology annotation, cellular component: nucleus. NCBI's taxonomy places the organism in Eukaryota, Fungi, Ascomycota, Saccharomycetes, Phaffomycetales, Wickerhamomycetaceae. The record is from RefSeq and is a predicted model, not a curated record.
AUGGAUGGGGAUGAUUUGUUUGAUGUCUUCGAUGAGAAGCCAAGUUUGCCUCCUCAAAUCCCAUUGAAGAAAGAAUCAAAUGAUUCUGGAAAAAAAAUUGAAGAAAUUGAAGAUGAAUCAAAUGAUCAAUCUAAAAAGAGAUCUGCUUCACCAACUCCAAUUCCUAAUGAAUCAAAAAAGACUAAAAAAGAUAAGAAAUUAGUUGAUAAGAAGGAAAAAUCUGAAGUUGUUCCAUUAGUCGCUGAUUCUUUUGAACAAGAAGCUUCAAGAGAAGUUCAAGCUUCAAGUGGGUUAAUGCCAAAAACAAGUGAAGAAGCAAAAGUUAAACUUUCACAUCAAGUUAGACAUCAAGUUGCUGUUCCUUCAGGUUAUGAUUAUAAACCAAUUGGUGAACAUAAAAGAUCAAAUGAAGCUCGUACAUAUCCAUUCACUUUAGAUCCUUUCCAAGAUACUGCUAUUUCUUGUAUUGAUAGAAGUGAAUCUGUUUUAGUUUCUGCUCAUACUUCUGCUGGUAAAACUGUUGUUGCUGAAUAUGCAAUUGCUCAAUCUUUAGGUGAAAAGCAAAGAGUUAUUUAUACAUCACCAAUCAAAGCUUUAUCAAAUCAAAAAUAUCGUGAAUUAUUAGCUGAAUUUGGUGAUGUUGGUUUAAUGACUGGUGAUGUUACAAUUAAUCCAGAUGCUGGUUGUUUAGUCAUGACUACUGAAAUUUUAAGAUCAAUGUUAUAUAGAGGUUCAGAAGUUAUGAGAGAAGUCGCAUGGGUUAUUUUCGAUGAAGUUCAUUAUAUGAGAGAUAAAGAACGUGGUGUUGUUUGGGAAGAAACAAUCAUCUUAUUACCUGAUAAGGUUCAUUAUGUGUUUUUAUCUGCUACUAUUCCAAAUGCUAUGGAAUUUGCAGAAUGGAUUUGUAAAAUUCAUUCACAACCUUGUCAUGUUGUUUAUACUGAUUUCCGUCCAACUCCAUUACAACAUUAUUUAUUCCCAGCAAAUGGUGAUGGUAUUCAUUUAGUUGUUGAUGAAAAAUCAACAUUUAGAGAGGAAAAUUUCCAAAAAGCUAUGGCUUCAAUUAGUGAUAAACAAGGUGAUGAUCCUAGUGCAGUUGAUAAAAGUAAAGGUAAAAAAGGUCAAACUUUCAAAGGUGGUAAUAAAGAUGGUAAAUCAGAUAUUUAUAAAAUUGUUAAAAUGAUUUGGAUUAAAAAAUAUAAUCCAGUUAUUGUUUUCUCUUUUAGUAAAAGAGAUUGUGAAUCUUUAGCUUUGAAAAUGAGUAAAUUAGAUUUUAAUACAGAGGAAGAAAGAGAUACUCUUACAAAAAUUUUCAAUAAUGCAGUUGAUGUAUUACCAGAAUCUGAUAGAGAAUUACCACAAAUUAAACAUAUCUUACCAUUAUUAAGACGUGGUAUUGGUAUCCAUCAUUCCGGUCUUUUACCAAUCUUAAAAGAAAUUAUUGAAAUUUUAUUCCAAGAAGGUUUAUUAAAAGUUUUAUUUGCUACUGAAACUUUCUCUAUUGGAUUAAAUAUGCCUGCUAAAACUGUUGUUUUCACUUCAGUUCGAAAAUGGGAUGGUAAAGGUUUCCGUUGGGUUUCUGGUGGUGAAUAUAUUCAAAUGUCUGGUCGUGCUGGUCGUCGUGGGUUAGAUGAUCGUGGUAUUGUUAUUAUGAUGAUUGAUGAAAAAAUGGAACCUCAAGUUGCUAAAGGUAUGGUUAAAGGUGAAGCUGAUAGAUUAGAUUCUGCAUUCCAUUUGGGUUAUAAUAUGAUUUUAAAUUUAAUGAGAGUUGAAGGUAUUUCUCCUGAAUUUAUGUUGGAACAUUCAUUCUUCCAAUUCCAAAAUGCUGCAUCAGUUCCUGUAUUGGAAAGAAAAUUAUAUGAAAUUGAAGAACAAUUGAAAACUAUUACAAUUGAAGAUGAAAGUACAGUUCGUGAAUAUUAUGAUUUACGUAAACAAUUGGAUGUUUAUAAUGAAGAUGUUCGUCAUAUUAUUACACAUCCAGCUCAUAUAUUAACCUUUUUACAAGGUGGUAGAUUAUUAAAAAUUCAAAUUGGUGAAUUUGAUUAUGGUUGGGGUGUUGUUGUUGAUUUCCAAAAAAGACAAAAUAAAAGAAAUAAAAGUGAAACUUAUACUGAUCAUCAAUCAUAUAUAGUGAAUGUUUUAGUAAAUACCAUGUUUGCUGAUUCACCAACCAAUUUGAUCAAACCAUUCCAACCAAAUUUCCCAGAAGGUAUUAGACCUGCUAAAGAAGGAGAAAAAUCUAAAAAUGAAGUUUUACCAAUUACAUUAGAAUCAAUUAAAUCUGUUGGUAAUUUAAGAUUAUAUUUACCAAAAGAUAUGAAAUCAAAUCAACAAAAAGAAACUGUUUCCAAGAGUAUAAGUGAAGUUCAACGUCGUUUUCCUGAUGGUAUUCCAUUAUUAGAUCCUGUUGAAAACAUGAAGAUUGAAGAUUCUGAAUUUAAAACAUUAUUAAGAAAAAUUGAAGUUUUAGAAUCAAAAUUAUAUUCAAAUCCAUUAUCUUUAUCACCAAGAUUGAAAACAUUAUAUGAAGAAUAUAGUGCUAAAGUUGCAUUAAAUGAUGAUGCUAAAUCCUUAAAAGACAAAAUCUUAGAAGCACAAGCUGUCAUUCAAUUAGAUGAUUUAAGACAUCGUAAAAGAGUUUUACGUCGUUUAGGAUUCACUACAGCUUCAGAUGUUAUUGAAUUAAAAGGUCGUGUUGCUUGUGAAAUUAGUACAGGUGAUGAGUUAUUAUUAACUGAAAUGAUUUUCAAUGGUAAUUUUAAUGAAAUUACACCAGAACAAAGUGCUGCUUUAUUAUCAUGUUUUGUUUUUCAAGAAAGAUCAAAAGAAACACCAAGAUUAAAACCAGAAUUAGCAGAACCUUUAAAACAAAUGCAAGAAAUGGCAAGUAAAAUUGCUAAAAUUUCUAAAGAAUCUAAAAUUGAAAUUGUGGAAAAAGAUUAUAUUGAAACUUUUAGACCAGAAUUAAUGGAAAUUGUAUUUGCUUGGUGUAAAGGUGCUACUUUUACACAAAUUUGUAAAAUGACUGAUGUUUAUGAAGGUAGUUUGAUUAGAAUGUUUAAAAGAUUAGAAGAAAUGUUAAGACAAUUGGUUGUUGCUGCUAAAACUAUUGGUAAUGUUGCCCUAGAGGAGAAGAUGGAAAAGGCAAUUGAACUUGUCCAUAGAGAUAUUGUUAGUGCUGGUUCAUUGUACUUGUGA